Messenger RNA from Closterium sp. NIES-65, 504 nucleotides. The record is from the annotation of a GenBank genome assembly. Lineage: Eukaryota; Viridiplantae; Streptophyta; Zygnematophyceae; Desmidiales; Closteriaceae.
AUGUCCGCCGCUGAGUAUGUCGCCAUCGACGAGGAUCAACUGACAUGCGCCGAGACCAGCGAGGACCCGCUGGCGGGAGAGCCGGGUGCGGGCAUGGUGGCGGAACUUUGGGAGGCGCCAACCACCAUGCAAGCCGUGUACGAGGAGGGUGACCCCGUGAGCCAUGAAGUGCGGCGCACGGCACGGGCGGCGUGCGAAAUGCUAAUCGGAUAUGCACGCGUCACUAGCAUCAUUCCGCGUGACCUGUGCCACCUGUUCGACAUCUGCAAUCCGCUCAUGAUUGAGCGGAUGGAGCGGGCGAGCCCGCCCAUCAAUCUGAACGUGACCCCGGCCCCCGCAGCUACGCCGGGCGCAAGCUCGGCGCCCGACACCCCACGCCCGCGCGGCCGUGUGCUUCCUGGCUGGAUGACCCAGCCUUCCCGCCGCCAGCAGCUGCUGGAUGCCGGCGUGACCGCCGUGAUGGGCGGAUACACUGACGCCGCGAAGUGGAUGCGUAUGUGGUAG